Molecule: messenger RNA, 1389 nt
Organism: Aspergillus costaricaensis CBS 115574
Lineage: Eukaryota; Fungi; Ascomycota; Eurotiomycetes; Eurotiales; Aspergillaceae
Product: aminoacyl-tRNA hydrolase
Exons: 5
Coding region: 1-1389 (462 amino acids)
Cellular component (GO): mitochondrion; cytosol
Molecular function (GO): peptidyl-tRNA hydrolase activity
Source: RefSeq, a predicted model, not a curated record
AUGCGCUUCACCCCGGUCGUCGCCCUCCUCCCAGCGCUCGCUGUGGCUCAGGAGCAGGUUCCCCUUGCGGACCGUGUCCAGGGCUGGUUCAACAAGGCCAAGUCCUACUUGCCUACUGCCACCCCGGUCGCCCCCGCCGCUGCCGUUGUUGAGAAGGUCGUCGAGAAGACCAAGAUCCAGGAGAAGACCGUCUCCGAGUUCAACUUGACCAACUGGCAGUCCUACCUGGAGCCCGCUUCGGAGCCCCAGGACUGGUUGGUCUACAUCACCGGAGGAAACAAGACUUGCUUCGGUCGCUGUGACAAGGCAGACAAAGCGUUCAAUGAAUCCGUGCUUUUGUUCUCCGCCGAUCCCACCUCUCCUAACCUCGGUAAGCUGGACUGCGAAGAGAACAAGGUUCUUUGCUCUGCUUGGGGUGCCGGUGCUCCUUCGGUCUGGUUCCUCCAGGUGCCCCAGGCCCAGCUUGGUGAGGAGCGCCCCAACACUCCCCUCCAUACUGUCUACCUGAACUCGACCACCGUGACCCCGGAGACCAUCUACAAGGUCCACUCUGAGAAGGUCUGGGAGAAGGCCCCUGCCUACGACGGUCCUCUUCACCCCACGGACGGCUGGCUCGCUCAGAACAACCUUCUGCUCCCUCUUGGAUAUGUCAUCUACGGCUUCAGUGCCAUCCCCAGCUGGCUUUUCAUGAUCGGCAUCAGCUUCUUCAGCCGAGCCGUCGCCUUGGAAACGUCGGCGGCGCGCCCGCUCCUCAGAACAAUCAAUCCCAAAAUGUCCGACCUCGACCGCACCACCCCCUCCACAGCCGCCUACGUGGUCGCGACCGCCAUCCUCGCCGGUAUAACCGGCUACUUCAUCGGCCAAGGCAGCAGCCUCGGUCUCUUCAGCAACAAAGAAAAAGAAGGCUGGCCGAACAGCUACAACGUGAAACCGCACCUGGACUCGUCGGACGAAGACUACGAAUCCGAAGAAGAAGAGGACAGUGAAGAAGAAGGCGACGGCACGGAGCUCGCCAACUUCGAUAGCUCCAAUGAAGAAGUGAAGUUGGUGCUUGUCGUGAGGACGGAUUUGGGUAUGACGAAGGGCAAAAUCGCCGCCCAAUGCUCGCACGCUACCCUCGCAUGCUACAAGUACCUGACAGCGUACACGCCGAACAGCGGCAUCCUGCGCCGGUGGGAAUCACAAGGUCAGGCGAAGAUCGCGCUGCAGGUCAAGUCGGAGGAGGAGAUGGAGGAGAUGCAGGCUAAGGCGAUCAGUCUGGGACUUUGCGCCAGGGUGAUUACGGAUGCUGGACGGACGCAGAUUGCGAGUGGGAGCCGCACGGUGUUGGGAGUUUUGGGUCCCAAGAGUGUGGUGGAUUCGGUGACGGGGCAUUUGAAGUUGUUGUAA